Funneliformis caledonium is the source of this 1059-nucleotide messenger RNA. The record is from the annotation of a GenBank genome assembly. Lineage: Eukaryota; Fungi; Glomeromycota; Glomeromycetes; Glomerales; Glomeraceae.
AUGCGCUAUUCAAAAGCAUUAGCUAAAGAGAAUUCAAUUAUAAAAAAGCAAGUUAAACAAUUAGAAAAAAAGAACUCUAAUACACUUCAUCAAAUUCAAUCACUUAGUGGCAAACUUAGGCAUAACAAAGAAAUUUCAGAAUUAAAGGCAAAUGAAUUCUUGCAUUGCAAUAAUUCAAAAUUUUAUACUCUUAGUAUUUUAGCUGAUGAAUCAACAAGAGGUUCUGCAAAAGUCUUUUUAAUUUGUUUUAUGUAUUGGAAUGAAAUAAAGAAUUUGCCAGAUAUGUUAUUGGUUAAAAUGAAGGAUUUGAUUACCUGUGAUGCAAAAACAAUUGCUCAAAUAAUUAUAGAUACUUGUAACAAAUAUUCCAUUGAUACAAGAAUAUAUCAAACAUUUCUUUCAGAUAAUACAAAUUAUAUGACAAGAAAAAAUAAUGAUAUUGCAUUUGGAAAAUUGACAAUUACUAUAGGAUUCAGUAAACAAUCUCAUCUAUUUAAUUUACUCUAUCUGGCAUGGGAACUUCAUAAUGAAUAUGAUAAGACUAAUAAAGAUAAGCCAUUAGGAAUGAAAGCUGAAAUAAUCUAUGAUAUUUACAAAACACUUCUUAAUUUUGAUAUGAAUCAAUAUCAAAAACUAAUGCAAUCAUAUUGGUUAUAUGAAUUAAAAACAGCUAUACAGUUUCUUGAAUAUAUUCAAAUCAAAUGUCUUGUAAAGUUUGAAAAGGAAUUCUACAAACCAAUGUCACCUCCAGGUCAUAGAGCUCACCAGAUGCCAGAAACAGUUUUAAGAUGGAUUAAAGAUCUUAAAUUUAUUGCUGAAAACAUACACGAUUUUUUUAUUGAAGAGUUAAUGGAGGUAACAAAAGUAUUAACAGAGCAACAAAUUGAAAAACUAAUUGGAGAUUUAGAACUUGCAGCAGAAAAAUCAUUGGAAGUUUUUCAAAAAUGGAUGAACUGUUGGCUUCACCUUCCUUUAAGUAUUUGUCGUCUUGGUGGAUCCUAUGGUCAUGAAUUUGCUAAAGCAUAUGCAAAUGUUGUUCUUGAUUUAUAUGGGUCUAAU